UACAAGACCAACUGGGUUCAGUCUCACGUUCGGAUACCCCACUCAGGGCUAGCCGAGCAACUCAUUGGCUUCGUAAAUAUAUUAUAAACACAUACAUGUGUCCUUUCUAGCAGUUUAUGUAGCACGUUCACUUGAUACUCACCUUAAGCCAUCAAAACCCUCACUAGAAUUUGCCGACAUUAUCUUCGAAUUAUCCUACAAGAUGCAAACCAAGAUCCUCUCUGUUCUUUUUGCAGCAGGUGCGUUCAUCGCCACUGCCACCGCUGUCCCUCAAGCGUGUACUCCUCCAGGCGGUGCAUGCACUGUGGGAAGCAGCAACUGUUGCCUCGGAGCCACUUGUGAACCGCAUGUCGCGGGAAGAACUGCGGGUGCUUGCGGUCAUUAACCGCACGCUCUCCACACUCUAUACUUGUACCUACCGGUUAUUGAACUUGAGGUUUUCUCGUCUAACAGAGCCUAAAGGCGAACUUGAUAUGAUGCUGAGCUUCGUCUCGAACUAGCUCUCAAUAGCUUUUGCAGCAAAUCCAAUGAGAUUUGUUAUUGUGGGAAUUACUCUACCUAUAUAUGCCU
Molecule: messenger RNA, 570 nt
Organism: Colletotrichum destructivum
Lineage: Eukaryota; Fungi; Ascomycota; Sordariomycetes; Glomerellales; Glomerellaceae
Exons: 4
Coding region: 203-385 (60 amino acids)
Source: RefSeq, a predicted model, not a curated record